UUGAAACAUGGAACGUCCUUCAAUUCGUGUCUUUGUGAGAUGCGUUCUAUUCAUUUGUGUAUUUUUGUCGACCGGAAUUGUGUCUUUUUCAGCCACCAAAACAAGUUCUAAUAUUGAAAAUGAACCACAAAAAGAACCGCAAUCUGUAUCCAGUAACAUUAACAUGGAUGCUGACUUUUCGGAAUCCAGAACUUCAAAUGUGAUUGAGCUUGCGUCAGUGGAAAAUCAAACAGGAUCACAAGAAUUAGAUGCUCUUUUUAUGAAUGAUCCUUGUGCUAAUUUUUCAACUUGCUCAUUUAUUGCUCAGACAAAAACAAAAUUCUGUAAAUGUGAUGAAGACUGUAUAGACUUUAAUGAUUGCUGUAACGGGGUAAUAUUUCCAAAUGCCACACAUGUUGUUAAUGACGCUUAUUUGAGAUACGAAUGUCUACAAAAUAAUAGACACUUGCUGUUUGAUGGUGUUUACGUAAGUACGAAAUGUCCGAAGACCGCCAACUCAGCAGAUAGUUCUUUGUGUGACGUCAGCAGUUUGCUAGAAGUUGGACCAUGGGUUGCAGACGAACAAGGAAGACUCUACAAAAACCGACACUGCGCCAUUUGCAAUGGCGUAUCAGUAUUGACAUUCCUAGAUGUCAAGAUUACAAACGUCGAAAGUGAAAUUCUUAGAGUAAAAUUUGAAAAUUUAACAGCACAUGAGAAAUUGUUUGAAUUGUACUAUGGUAAAUAUACUAACGUAAAAUAUGUAAUACCACCGGAAGUGCAACAAAGAUACUGUUUACCUACUAAAAUUAGUGCGAAGGCAUCCUCUCAAUGCCAACAAUAUGGGACCAGUCCAGUAGAAGCCGAUAUGGUAACCUACAAAAAUAUGUAUUGUGUUCCUACUGAUUACACCUAUUCGUUUUGUUUAGGACCAGGAAUUGAUUUUACUCGCGAUUAUGGUUAUGGUUAUGGUUUGGAUUUGAUGCUUCCACUCACAGUCUUGUUUUCAUUUAAGGAAUCAAAGGAUGCUUGCCAAACUCAGAUCAAAGGGUUAUGUCAAUCUGAAGAAACCUACACCAAUGCAAGAGUAGAAAUCCAAUUUUCUAUCAUAGCAAAUGACACCGUAGAACCAGACGCUUUUAGACAGAUUGCUAUCGGUAUGGUAUUAUCGACCGUAGUUCCAAACAUAACAUACCUGGAUUACAUAUAUGUACCUAAGAUUAGCCAAAAUGUAUCGACACUUCCCCUGGUCAAGGUCAUUUUGUUUAUAAAGUCGGAGUUGACUCUAGAAGAGUACCGAACUUUCCCGCAGACACUGCAAAAUUUGAAAUGGAAAAUGAUCAUGAUUUCGGAAAAAUCAGGCAAGGUUAUUGAAAUGAUCACCGAUGUGAAUGUGCAACAGAGUAGUGUCUUCAAUCAUUUAUAUGAAAUCUACGACACAGACGUUAGCUCAAUCAUACAAGAGUACAGUUUACAGUCCCACAUAUUCUUGGAAAACUUUCCUUGUACAAAUAUAAGUAUCGAUAGCUUUCUUAAUGAUAGUAGACAUCCACAUAUUCUGAGUAUAAAUACCGUUUCAUGUGAAGAUGAACAGAAUGAAAUGCAACAAAAUCACGCACCAAAUCUCGUAAACGAGAAUGAUGAGUAUAUUACUUAUAUUACCUAUACCGGAACAUGUUUGUCUGUCAUAAGCCUAAUCUGUUCUGUCGUUGUGUGCAGGCGUUCUGGUCUGUCGACUUCUAUUCCAGGUUCAAACUUAGAAAAUCUUUCAGUUGCCCUUAUUCUAGCUAAUCUGUUAUUCCUGACUGGCAUAGGAGCUAAAAAGUAUCAAAAUGUUUGCACAGUGAUAGGCAUUGUCUUACAUUAUCUGUGGUUGCUCGUUUUCUCCUUUAUGUCUAUAUCAGUAAUUUACUUGGUCUAUGACGUCAGGAGAAUAAGCAUUAGCACAACAACAAACAAAAGGUGCUGUGUUUGUGCUAAGCACUUUCUAACUAUGGCCGGUUUGUUGUUACCAUUCGUUUUCGUUGUUCCUGCAAUGGUUUUAGAAUUUAUUUUCCCGACCACACAAUUUUCGCCUAACUAUGGCGGAGCGAUCUGUUUUCCAACAGCUUACCCUGCCAAUUUACUCUUUGUCUCUGGCCCUUUAAUGAUUUCUGUCGGUUUAAACAUAAUCUGUAUUACAAUUUUAACUAUAUAUUUCAAUAUUAAAGAAGGAGAGGCAAGUAAGAUAAGAGAAGGAAAUUACAGUCAACAAAUUGGUAUUUUUUUACGUUUGAGUGUAAUUUCGGGACUAUUUUGGAUAACGGGCACCUUGAGUUCAGUUCUUCAAAGUGAGGUUUUAGAUUACAUCUUUGUUGUGACUUGUAGUCUACAAGGGUUUCUCAUUGCUGUAGCUAAUCUUACUACAAAACGUGUAUUCAGAAACAAAAACAAGUCAUCAUUCAGGACAUCAACUCGAACAUUAAGUCGAUCUAGUAGAAUUCUAACUAGAAAACCCACAGGUUAUCCCCGCAAAACACUUGAAAAAAGGAGGCUAAGUCAAAAUUCCUCCAACACUCUUGUUGUUGCCAGUUUGUCCUAGUUCGUUCAAUAUAUAAUGUAGUUGUUUGAUAUGAUACUAAAAACACGUUGUUCAAGUUAUUGUUAAAAGCGAACGAAUUCUUUAAAACGUUUUGGCUGUUCUGGUAACAUCCUUUUGGUUAUCAUGCUUUCAAACUUAUUUUGUCACACGCAUAUCUGAUGAUUGUUUAUCCAGAAGCGUAUGUUGUACACAUGAAUGUUAAAUAAUAAAUGGUUCUUUUUUG
Mytilus trossulus (common blue mussel) is the source of this 2783-nucleotide messenger RNA. RefSeq lists its product as uncharacterized. Gene Ontology annotation, molecular function: transmembrane signaling receptor activity. The transcript has 3 exons. Gene Ontology annotation, cellular component: membrane. Lineage: Eukaryota; Metazoa; Mollusca; Bivalvia; Mytilida; Mytilidae. Bases 8 to 2560 code for a protein of 850 amino acids. The record is from RefSeq and is a predicted model, not a curated record. Gene Ontology annotation, biological process: cell surface receptor signaling pathway.